Archocentrus centrarchus (flier cichlid) is the source of this 2257-nucleotide messenger RNA. It is a transcript of the gene tapbpl, whose product is annotated as TAP binding protein like. Gene Ontology annotation, biological process: antigen processing and presentation of endogenous peptide antigen via MHC class I. The record is from RefSeq and is a predicted model, not a curated record. NCBI's taxonomy places the organism in Eukaryota, Metazoa, Chordata, Actinopteri, Cichliformes, Cichlidae. The coding region runs from base 259 to 1566 and encodes 435 amino acids. Gene Ontology annotation, cellular component: membrane. The transcript has 8 exons.
UCCCGACGGCGAGACCGCUGCACAGCCCCUCCAGCUACCCUUUAGCGUUUACUUAUAGAUCUCGUUCGAUUUAAAGUCGUGCGCUGACAAUAAACAUCAUCGGUGGAAGCAGGAACGGAUGUCAACAGCUGUAGCCAGUAAACUCCUGAAUAAUGCGGUGGUAGUUGUUGAAAUCAAAAGUGAAAGUGCUGCAACGAACUCAGCAUUUAUUUGAAAUCGUUCUACUUUUAAUUUACAAAAACUCGGAGCUUUUGCACUAUGAUGGUUGUGCUGAUGAUUAAAGUCAUUUUAACUGGAUACUUCAUGACGUGCGUUUAUGCUGAUGGAGUUGCAGAUGUGGUCCUCGCCUGCACUCUGGUGGAGGAGGGAGCUGGACUUGGUGGAAUGGGAGGUGGUCACUUCACGCGGACUCCAGCCACUCUUAUUUUACGAGAUGUUGCCGUGGGCCCUGAAGAAUCACUUGAAACACUCACGCCGUUUGUUCCUCCCUCAGUACCUGAUCCGGACCUCCUCCUGUUUGAAGCCAAAGUGUCAUCUCCCGAGAUCCCCGGUGCAAAAGUCUUGCUCCACGCAGAUUGCAAUGAGCAGGAGGUGCUGUGCGAAUUAAGUCGUUACUCUCCUCGGGGAUUCCAGGAAAGUUCAGAGCCGGCCUUUUUCAUGGUCUCCCUCAGUGUGGAUGAAGUUAACUUUAGCACUGCGCUGAUUCUGGAGACCUUGAAGGUGGAGAAGGACCAGUCAACCCUCACACAAAGCAAACUGGGUCUUCCUCUCAGCCAGUCGGGAACUCUGCUUACCCACUUGAUAUUUGUGGUGUUUACCCACAUAAAGUCUGUAUCUGCCCCUCUGAGAGGUGAUGUUCUCCUCAACUGUGGCUUCAAGCAGCAGGAGACACCUUUAGCGGAGGACGUGGGUAUUGAAUGGCGUCUGCAGCACAGAGGCAAAGGCAGGAAGGUACUUGAAAUGAAGAGAGUGCUGGAUGAUACAGAAGGCAGCGCAAUAGUGCACGGUGAGAGGGACGGCUCGAGCAUAAAUGCUGUCCAGGUUGUUGGUGAGGGUAACGCCUCUUUGACGCUGACCAAGCUGAAGGUUGGAGAUGAGGGGACCUACAUCUGUACAGUCAGUCUCGGUCCUUUCCACUCCCAGCAGGUCAUUCAACUCCACAUUAUUCAACCUCCAGAUAUUUCCCUGUCAGUGGAGAAGCUGGUUUUAAAGACAAGUUCGCCCCAGAAGUUAAGUUGUCACAGCAAUAAAUACUACCCACUGGAUGCUCAGAUGGACUGGUUUUCCCUCUCUCCUACAGACACAGAGCCAAAACUCUUUGAAGAUCAGGGCUCCCUGUCCAGCCAUCGGCAGCACGGUGACGGGACGUUCUCUCUGUCCUCUCACAUCGGUGUGCCCCCCACCACCGCCCCAGGAACCAAAAUCAUCUGCAAAGUGUCCCACCCCGCUCUAGAUGAACCUCUCUCUGUUAGUGUGGUGGUGGAAAGUCCUCAGCCUGAUUGCUAUUGGUGGAUACUGGGCUUCCUGAUCAUCACUGUGCUUUUCUUCUACCAGGUCAUGGGAUAAGUUUGUCUGGUAAUCGUGACUUCAAGCUGAGUCUACAAAGGUUUAUUUGUGUCAUUUUAAGUUAUUUGCAGGUAUACCACUGGUUUGGUCAGCUCUUCCGGCCUUCUGGAAACUGAGCGAUAAAUCUCAGGCUUGCAAAUGUGUACAGUACAAUCAAUGGCAUAAACUAAGAAUUUAAAUGUGUACAAGGAUUUGUCUGUGGAUUUUGAGUACUCACAAAUGCAUGCUCCAAUCCACACACAAAAACAGAGGGGUCUGAACACACACAGAACUAUUUUACAAAUGCGUAUAUAUCAAAAUCUGAAUAAAUAGUGAUGAGUUUUACACAAAUUCUAAAGUUCAACUUUAUAAAUCUGAUCAUUUUCACUUUCAGAACGUUUCCUGCAUGGAAGUAUUUGUCUAAAAGUAUUUGUGACAUUCUUUUUGCUCGCUCACAGAUCUGUAAAUACGCAUGCACGAAUCGCCUAAUACGCUCAGAUCGCAUCACACAUGUACGUAGCGUUUUGAGACUUUACGCUGCCAACUUCACACUUACACAAUAGUAAGCUGUGUUCAAGUGCAAGUGUAACUGGUAAAUGUGUUUCCUAGUUGGGGGUUAUGAGCUAACAUGCUCUGUGUUUGUAAGUGGAUUGCCAUACACAUUUGUGAGUACUCAGAAUUUACACAUAAAUCAUUGUACAUAUUUAAGUUU